Geosmithia morbida is the source of this 1662-nucleotide messenger RNA. RefSeq names its product translation initiation factor eIF-2B subunit gamma. The coding region runs from base 1 to 1662 and encodes 553 amino acids. Gene Ontology annotation, biological process: cytoplasmic translational initiation. The transcript has 3 exons. Gene Ontology annotation, cellular component: guanyl-nucleotide exchange factor complex; eukaryotic translation initiation factor 2B complex. Gene Ontology annotation, molecular function: guanyl-nucleotide exchange factor activity; translation initiation factor activity. The record is from RefSeq and is a predicted model, not a curated record. Lineage: Eukaryota; Fungi; Ascomycota; Sordariomycetes; Hypocreales; Bionectriaceae.
AUGCCCCACGCCAUAUCCAUGGCCUCCACGGGGCUGCAAGCCCUCAUCCUCUGCGGCCCCGGAUCGUCGUUUCCGACCUUUACAUCGAACCCGGAUGAAAACCCCAAGGCUCUACUGCCAAUUGCGAACCGGCCCAUGGUCUGGUAUCCCAUCGACUUCUGCUACCGUGCUGGCAUCAGCACCAAAGCCAUCAAGACUGGCCUCAACACGGAUGUGUCCCUGACCAGCCUCCCGCUCCCACGGCCAGACAUCCUGGCGCCGAGGGAGCUGGAUUACAACAUGGGGACGGCGGAGAUUUUACGACUUCCCGAGGUCAGGGACCUGGUGACGUCGGACUUUGUCGUGCUCCCCUGCGACCUCAUCUGCGAACUGGGCGGCGAGAAGCUCCUGCAGGCGUGGCAGGUCAAGUCGGCCAGCCUGUCGGAGAUGCUGGAGGCGGACAUAUACUCGGACAGUAACCCCGGGCGGAGUAGCGGAGGCCUGGGUGUGUGGUACGACGCCAAGGCUAACACGCCGAUCAAGAAGGAAGAGACGGAUUUUAUCUCUACGGCGCCGAUAGACGACGACGGCUCGUCGCCGGGACCUCGGGACUCCCUGAUCCCCAAGCUGUCCAACCUUGUGUUCUCGAUGCCGACGGACUCGCUCAAGGAGGUGACGGAGGAGAGGAAGGGCCUGCCCCUGCGAUACAGCCUUAUGCGGGGGAAUGCGCGGCUCCGCAUGCUCACGACGCACCGCGACGCGCACAUCUACAUAUUCCCCCGAUGGAUCAUUGAUUUCGUCGUGGAGAACGAGCGGCUGGAGAGCAUCAGCGAAGACGUCGUAGGAUGGUGGGCCAAGGCCGGCUGGCAGCCCGGGCUGGCGGAGAAGCUGCAUAUGAAGCGGGUGUGCGGCCCGCCGCAGCACGACGAGGCGCGGCAGAGCUCGUCGCCCACGAGCGACGAGGCGCCGGCGGAGCUUGACGUGUUCAAGUUCAUGGAAGGCUUCAGCAAGCCGCCCUUCUCCGUGGAGCUAGACAGCAACAGGAGUUCGUUCCCGCAGUUCUACCGCGACGAGGAGGAGUCGGCGACGACGAGGGUGCCGCCGAUACUGGCCUACGUGCACGCGGGGGCGGACCAGAAGGCCGGGUCGCUCAUCAGGCGCGUCGACACGGCCCAGCUCCUGCUCGCGAUAUCGCUAGAGCUGGCCAAGCUCCCCUCGCUCGAGGAGACGGGGGCGGCCGACGCCACGUCCCCGUCGUCCCCCUCGCCGUAUGCGCACCCGCGCAAGAUCGCCUACCCCGAGGGCGUCAAGUCGCGGACCACCAUCACAAAGCAGGACACGCUGGUGGGCGACAACGUCAAGGUGGAGGAGAAGGUGUCGGUGAAGGAGUCCGUGGUGGGUAACGGGUGCCAGCUCAACGAGGGGGCCAAGCUGUCGCAGUGCCUGCUCAUGGAGGGUGUCGUGGUCGGCAAGCACUGCAAGCUGACCAAGUGCAUCUUGGGGAAGAGGUGCGUCAUUGGCGACGGAAGCGUCCUGACGAAUUGCGAGGUUCAGGAGAACCUCCUUGUUGAAGCUAAGACCGACGAUAAGGACAACAAACUGAUGAGCUCCGAGGGCCUGGAGGCUACAGAGGCAGAGAUGGAAGAGGUGCUACAGGAGCAGGAGGAGGUCAUGGCCGAGUGA